Messenger RNA from Malaya genurostris, 12114 nucleotides. RefSeq names its product cyclic nucleotide-gated cation channel subunit A (gene CngA). The record is from RefSeq and is a predicted model, not a curated record. Gene Ontology annotation, molecular function: cGMP binding; intracellularly cGMP-activated cation channel activity; intracellularly cAMP-activated cation channel activity. The coding region runs from base 1754 to 4174 and encodes 806 amino acids. The transcript is spliced from 13 exons. Gene Ontology annotation, cellular component: plasma membrane; intracellular cyclic nucleotide activated cation channel complex. Gene Ontology annotation, biological process: monoatomic cation transmembrane transport. Lineage: Eukaryota; Metazoa; Arthropoda; Insecta; Diptera; Culicidae.
AGUCGAAGGUAAACAAACAGCGGGAGCGCGUGGUUGACUCUACGGAUGCUGCGUUCCGUUAGAAACAUCCUUGUGUUCAGGGAGGAUCAACUCAAUGGACUAGCAAAUUGUUCUGUUAUAUACAUCAUCUGGAACGUGAUAAAGUCUGUCAGUGGAAGACAAAUGGAUACGUAUACUUUGUGUGAAAUUUCGGAAGCGUUACCCAGUUUGGAUAAGCUGGUUGCUAGAUGAUCAGGAUUAAGAGUAAAUAAAAAAAAACGUGAUAUUGCGAACUUAACGGAAAACAGUUUACGGGUGUACUGGAAGUUUCACGAGUGAAGAAGGAAUCCUUCAAGAAUAUAAUUAAAUUAUUCGAAAACUAUUUCAAAUUCAAGGAAGCAUCUCCUACGGUGAAAAAACAGUUAUCUGAAGGUGAAAUUCGUUGCACUCUAAACAAGCUGCUGGUGGAAGUAGUUGAUAAUUAAAUCCUCCGUAAUGAACUUGAACCUAAAAGUGCAUCAGUGAGUGUGUCCUCUGCUGUGUCAACUAAUGCUCGCGAAAUGGUCCCAAUGAAAGCGUCCUGAGCAUUGAAUAAUUUGUAGGACUUCAUUUAUUAGUGUCAGGAUGAUAUAAAGCCACAAGGUUUUAGUGGAACUGUAUAGUAUUUCAAGCUCCGGAUGCUGGGAGGAGUUGUUUGAAGGGAAAAUUAUUGUCAAAGAACUUUUCCUUGGCGAAGGCAAGGAAAUUUCACAGCGAGCUUGUGCAUGACUACCGACACAUUUCCGUGCCAGUAGUGACGAGUGGAGAAUAGCAAUCAUUUAAAUUGGUGUGUAGCAGCAGUAAAUUGAAUUAGGACGUCGAUAUAGAACAGUUUAUCUUGUGCCACUGCUUGUCCUACUGCUUCCGAAAUGGUAACGUUGAUUAGUUACAGUGAGUGUGAAUUACCCCUGUGUGCUUGGUAGCGGCAGUCAGGGUGUGUACCGGUGAGUGAUAGGAUGUUAUUUGAACAAUUGACAUCGCUUGGAUCCAUAUUCAUCAACAUGGAACGUAAGACAGAUUAGCAUCUUCGUCCGCCAUCCGGGAAGAAUCGAAAAUCUGAAAUUGCCGCCCUCAGCAAACAAGACCACGGAACGGGAUUCGAACGAUACGGACCAUUUGUCAGGCAGCAAUCGUAGCCAGCAGCAGACAAUCGGGAGCCCGCAUUUCUCAUUCGUACGGGUUUGGCGAAAUAGCCUUGACCCGUUUCCAUGUCGACACGAAUGAUGACAAUGCUCUGCAAGAGACAAGUCGUAAUCGGUAACUGGCUUUUUUUUGUGUGUACUUCGAUGAGUUUUGAUGGGCAAAGUAGGAAAAAGUGUGAAAAUUAAAACUCAACCACGUCAAGCUUGUUGGCGUUGUUGUUAUCAGUUGUGCAGACCAUGCCGACAUUGCAGAUCAAACCGUUGAACCGUUCGGUGAAUGUGAGUGCUAAGUGCAGAGUACCAUAGUGAGAAAAUUGAUGUGAAAAUAUUACGCUUUUUUUGUUCCCUAGUAUUUCUGUGAGAUUGGUUCUGUGCACAUGUAGUUAGGGCGGGUAAUACUGUUUGGAUGUUCAAGCGCAGUUCUGUGCUUUUCAAUCCAACGUUCGAGUGUUUUGUGGUUGUGUAAAGAAAUGGAAGAGUAGGAAAAUAAGCAAAACAAAUAGAUGGUUGAAUCUGUGUGCCACCGGGGAUCUACACUCGAUAGUGCGAUGUGCUUCCUUUAAUCUCAGAAGUGAUAGAUGAAAUGAUUCGAUAUGUGGACCUACAUGAUGGCAGCGGCCCGAGGUGACCGGGCAAUGUCAUCUAUCUCACAGCGUCAUCAGAGCAAUCGGAAUGACUUCGACUCACCCAGUAUCUACCAUUUCAGCCGAGUUCAGCGACCACUGUACAACACCUCGCAUCGUGCCGCAGGUCUUUGUAAUGGGCCAUCCACGAUCAGCACCACUCCUUUCGGGAGCAACACAAUCUAUCAGAACUUCAACCCCUCGACCGUCGGUAGCUUUAGUAGUGUGGCAACGACACCGAGCUUGUCGACAACGACGACCCCGGCCGGGCAGCAAGCCCUUCAAGGUUACAUCGCGGGAUCAACCAACCCAGCCCAAACCUGUCAACUUCCGUUCACGACCCGAAAUCGCAUCGAGCUAGCCUCCGAUAACCACAGUGAAUCGAUGCCCAACAGCACUAGCAACAGCAAAAACAACCACCUGAGCCAGGCUGUGAUAGAGAGCGAGAGGGGAGAUUUCCUGGAAUCGUCCAACGGUCGAGGUUCGCUGAAUCGUUGGCUGAACGCUUUUCGGCAUAGAUUAAGCAAAAGGGGCCGGUCAAAACCACCCGAUCAGUUCCUGGAUAAGUUUUCCUCGACAACCGCCUCGGAUACGCGAUUGCACCAGACAGCUCAGGCUCUGCCCUCGGACGGCACCUGCAGCCGACUAUCCGUCGAUCCGUCCCUACCAUCACACUACCGGUGGUUGUCGGUGGUAUCGUUAGCUGUACUGUACAAUAUAGUGUUUGUGAUAGGACGUGCCGUUUUCUGGGAGAUCAACCGCCAAGCACCGGCACUCUGGUGGACCUUAGACUAUUUAUGUGAUUUAAUAUAUUUAGCCGACACACUAGUGCAUUGUCAUGAGGGGUACCUGGAACAGGGUCUGCUGGUACGUGACGCGUCGAAACUGCGGAAGCAUUAUUUCUCGAAGCAACGCUGGUGGCUGGACAUAGUCUCAAUGCUGCCCACCGAUCUGGCUUAUAUCUGGUGGGCGCCGAGUUCCUGCACCGCCAGUCGGCUGCCUUGUCCAAUUAUAGUUAGGAUUAAUAGGUUAUUGCGUCUUCCAAGAAUGUGGGAAUGGUUCGAUCGUACCGAGACGGCCACUGGAUACCCAAAUGCAUUUAGGAUAUGUAAAGUCGUUUUAGCUAUUUUAGUAUUAAUUCACUGGAACGCGUGUCUUUAUUUCGCAAUAAGCUACGCACUUGGUUUUAGCUCGGAUAACUGGGUAUACAACAUCAACGGAGCGAAAAAUCUCACACUUUCGCGGCAGUACAUCUACAGUUUUUACUGGUCCACAUUGACACUGACCACUAUUGGUGAAACACCGACUCCAGAGAACGAUGCCGAAUAUCUGUUUGUGGUGGCAGACUUUCUAGCUGGUGUGCUAAUUUUUGCUACAAUUGUUGGAAACAUCGGUUCGAUGAUUUCAAACAUGAACGUAACCCGGGUCGAGUUCCAGAACCGGAUGGAUGGCGUCAAGCAAUAUAUGGCCUUUCGAAAAGUCGGUGGAGAACUGGAAGCUCGGGUCAUCCGGUGGUUCGCCUACACGUGGGCUCAAAGUGGUGCUUUGGACGAGGAACGUGUCCUGGCGGCUCUGCCAGACAAGCUGAAGGCUGAAAUAGCCAUUCGAGUGCAUAUGGACACACUGCGGCAAGUGCGAAUAUUCCAGGACUGUGAGCCUGGCCUGCUGGAAGCAUUGGUGCUAAAACUAAAACUACAGGUUUUCAGCCCUGGAGAUUACAUUUGCCGAAAAGGUGACGUGGGAAAAGAGAUGUACAUCGUGAAACGGGGCAGCCUUUCUGUGGUGGCGGAUGACGGAAUGACGGUGCUGGCUACGCUCGGUGCCGGUUCGGUUUUCGGUGAAGUUUCGGUGCUAGAGAUUGCCGGUAAUCGAACGGGAAACCGUCGUACGGCGAACGUGAGGUCGAUUGGAUAUUCGGACUUAUUCUGCUUAGCAAAACGUGACUUGUGGGAAACUUUAUCUGACUAUCCGGAAGCUAGAGCAUCACUGACGGAACGGGGUUGUCAAUUAUUGCGCAAGGAUGGUCUGCUGGACGAGGCUGUUUUCGCUAGUGCCCAGCAUCAGCAGGACACACUGGAAAGCGGAGUAGCUAAACUGGAGCAGACGGUGGAAAAUUUAAAUCUGCGUCUGGCUAGACUUCUAGCCGAGUACUCUGCCAGUCAAUCGAAACUGAAACAACGGAUCUCCAAACUGGAGGACAGAGCCGUGACGUCGCCGAAGCGUCGUUCAAACCAGCACCAUUCCAGCAGCGAUGGCAGCGGCGGGUCGGCGUCCGGCGGGGGACGCCUUGGCAGCCAUCAGCAAAGGUCGGCUCAGAAUCGGCGUAAAUCGCAUUCGUCGUCGGUGACGGCACUAUCCAAUGGCAAUAGCAGCAAGCAGAAUACGUUAUGAAUAUGCAUUCACCGAUCUUCCGCUCUUCAUUCCUGGCAUCUUGGCGGUAACGACGGGUCCGACGCCGGCCCUGCCAUGCUCCCCGUCACGAUGGCAAUGGCAAGGACGAAUUGCAGCAGUGGAAAACGUUAUAAACCCGAACCACUGCAUCCGAGCAGUGCUGGCUGCCUUGGAGGUGGGUGUGAAACGAUUUCGGGAGUAACGAUCAUGAUGACGAUGCUGAUUAUGACGACGAUGAUAGUGGCGAUGUUAACUUUGUACAAAAGCAGAUGGCACUUUAUACAGGAUUUCAUUGUCGUCGCGGGGGCGGUGGUUGUAAGGUACAUAGAUUGGGUGACAAAAGGACCCGUUGCGUUUCGAUCGGUGCUGCCGGGUUUGCUUCUGAAUAAAAGCAGUCUGUCAUUACACGAAUAUUUAUAUCUAAUCUUAAGAGGUUGUGUGCUGUGAAUAUUAAAUUUUUUUGUAGCGCACUUAAGACGAGGAGCUCCUUUUUACGGGAGGAAAUCGAAUGAAAGAAUAAGCUGGAACAGGUUGACGAAGCAAUGCUCAACGCAGAAUUGAGCGACGACUGAAAUUAUAUCGUUAUAUGUUUGAUAUCGGACGGAGGAACGUGCAGCUAGUACCCGGUUCACAUGCAAUCAUUUUCCACCAGUCUUCGACAUGCAGUGAUUGAUAGAUAUGGUCGUUUUUUUUUGUUAGCCUUUUUUAUGAGAUGCAUUAAAACUCAAGCAGAAUUUGCAAGCGCAGUCUUCUGUAAAGAGGAUAAAAAUGUCUAAAACAUUUCAUCGUAUUGUGUUAAUGAUACCAUAUUUUGGGUGUUUAGACUUUGAUUAUAAAGAAGAUCUCUAAUUUGUAACAGUGACAGUAGCGGAAUCAGUUUAGUAACAGUAAUUUAACUGUAACAGAACAAGCUAAAAGUAUCGCAUUUACAGUUGAGUACAUAGGCACUCCAAUGCCGCACUCCAAUCCUAUGUUAAUCAAUUUUAGUAUUUCGUUAUCAAAAUCCUUUUUUCAUCAAAAUGGUAACUAAUUGAUCUGUCUAUCACCAACGACUACUUUUUGCCAUCUUUCUGGUAGUACACGGAUAUCGCGUCAAUUUCCUGGUCAUUGGAAGAAAUGCACGAAUUACUGCAAUUUAAAUUAUGCCUCACUUGAGAUGAUGUCAGUAGAUGCCAUAGAAGAGCUUAAUUGACAGUUAAUUUUCGUUGGGCUCUAUUUCCAUAUUCAUUUUCGAGUCAAUUUGUGACUUUUUCAUAAGUGUAGCAUGGAUUAGAAACGAUGGUACACUGAAGGAGUGAAGUCUAUAGAACACAGGUUCCUUGGGAUUUCCCAUUUUGCGGACUUUCCACUGGAUAAGCUGAUCGGAGUAAAUCAUUGAAUUUAUGCUGAUCAGUUUAUCUAUUGGAAAGUCCGCAAAAUGGAAAGUCGUAAGGAACUCGUCGUGUUCCCGCGAUUUUACUUCUUGCUGGUGGUGCAAAUGUAAUUUUGGAAAUAAACUAGGAAAAAUAUACAUCUUUUUGUGGUCGAGUUGACGCAGUCUCGAACGCGAUUUUUCUGGUUUAAAAUUAAUUUCAUUCAUCAACGUAAUCUCUAUCAAGAGCAACGCAAUCAUUCCAGCACCACUCUAACAUUUAAAUACCACUUUUGUAGAACGAUUUAUCUUUUGCCUCAAAACAGGCCUUAGUUUCACCGAUAACCUCUUCAUUCGUGCGAAAUUUCUUACCGCCGAACAUUUUCUCAGGUCUGCGAAAAGCCAGUAGUCGCUGGGAGCCAAAUCUGGUGAAUACGGUGGAUGUGGGAGCAAUUCGAAGUUCAAUUCAUUUAGUUUUGCCAUUGUUAUGGUUGACUUGUAACACAGUGCGUUGUCUGAAACAAAAUUUCAUUCUUUGCUAUAUGCGGUCAUUUUUUUGCGAUUUUACGCUCCAAUAAUGCUAUAGAAUAUUCACUGUUAAUGGUAUUUCCUUUCUCAAGAUAGUCUAUAAAUAGUACACCACGUACAUCUCAAAAUACCGAGGCCAUAACCUUUCCGGCCGAUCGUUGAGCUUUCGGACACUUUGGACGAUGUUCACCAGUUGCUGUCCACUUAGAUGACGAUCGUUUUCCUUCCGGAGUGAAGUGAUGAAUCCAUGUUUCAUCCAUUGUCACAUAUCGAUCCGAAAAUUUCGCUUUGUUACGUUUAAACAUGGCCAAACACUGCUCAGAAUCAUCAACACGUUCUCGAUUUUGGUCAACAGUGAGCAAACGCAGCACUCACUUUGGACAGAGCUUUCUCAUAGUCAAAUGCUCAUACAAUAUAAAGCCAACACGUUCUUUUGAUAUUUUCGCGAUGUCAGCUAACUUACGCAACUUCACUUUUCGAUCAUUCAAAACGAUUUUGUGGAUUUGUUUAUGUUUUCUGCAUCAUCGGUGUCUCUACGACCACGUUUGAAGUCAGCAACCCAACGUUUUAUUAUUGUUCCUGGUGUAGCGGAGUCUCCAUAACACUUUUCAUGCCAUUGCUUCGCUUGAACGGUAUUUUUUCCCAUCAAGAAGUAGUGUAAAAUUAAAUCCCGAAAUUGUUUUUGAUGCAUUGCUCUGAAAAUAUCAAAAGUAGCGUCACUCUUAGCAAAAUAACUCACAAACUAACGAAUAGAAUAUCAUGAAAUUCUAACAGCUGUCUUUUCAAAGUCAGUAUUAACUAAAAUGAAGGUGACUACAAUAAAACUAUCGCCAUCUAUGUGUUGGGCCCUGACUUUUCAGUUCAUGUGUUUUACCAUUCCGCACAGUCUGUUUCACAAAAAAUUAGCCACGAAUUUCUGAACCAAUAGAAGUAUUUCUUACUUAUCUAUUUUUUUUUAUUUUGUAAAGACUAUAUAGUAAGUCCAACAGUUAUUUUUCUCGGGAAACAUUGAUGGAGAACGACAAAUUUAUUUAAAAUGUAUGCAUGGAAAAAAGCCGUUACCAUUGUAAUGGGUUUCACCGAAAGCCAUUUCGCCGAAACCGUUUCGUCGAAAGGGUCAUUUCGGCAGAACUUCCUUGAAUUAUUUCAAUAUCGUAAUUGAACUUGAUUUAAAAUAAAGACAAAUAAAUGAGAGUUUUUGGUCACCCCAUCCAAUUUGAGACUUUGAUUUCGAAUUUGGUUUACUACGAUCCAGAUUGCACUCAUAUAAGUGGGGAUAAGCAACUUAAACCGUAUGCGCUUUGUAACUGAGGGUUGUUUCUUCCGAAUGAAAACAUUAUUUUUCGCACUAUUUUUUGCGAAAGACCAAAAGUGGCCAUUUCCGCUCCGGUCUCCCCUACCUAUAUAACAUUUUUAAAGUUUCAGCAUUGGAUAGUUACAUUUCUCCAGUUCGAAACAGCGUCCCAAUUUCAGUUUCAUCAGCGUUUGCAUAGUGGAAACGGGCACGAAAUCAGCGCAUUUUUCCCAAAUUGGCAGAAUUUCCUCCACUUCCCUGCCGUUUCAUCGUAGUCACUGCUUUAAAAAAUCCUAUUGGCAGCAUACUAAUAUCUUGCAGUAGAGGUAGCAGGCCAAAUCGUGCCAAAAGAUGAUUUUGCACCUAUGGUUGCAGAUGAACGGCAAUACACGUUUUUCCAAACAUUUUUAAAUGUUAAUUGGGGAUGUCAUCGUCGUGGAUGAGACAAAGGAUUUAAUUUUCAGGCCAUAACUGCAAAUCACUUACCGAUCAAGGCCUUUUUCGCGAAUUUGUCGACAAACACGAACUUAAAUCUUCCUGACACAUCCUCACAACCAGUUUCAAUUUAAAAUUUGUGCUGAGUAGCACGUUUGACGUAUAAUUCGUUAUCGAUGAAAGUGCAGCCCUUUGAAGUUUUUUUUUUCAAAACGCAGUCAUGCAAACACAAACUCUUCUUUAUGUACUGGUUUGGAUGUUUACUGGUUUCGUACCACUUGCAUCCUUCUCUAGCUAGGAUGUUCCGCAUCGGUUGAGAGUUGGUAAUGUAUCUUCCGACCACAUCUCGAAUCGAAAGUCCGGGAUUGGCUUUAACACACCUCAACACCUUGGUGUUCUGCUGACAAUUCCUGCUGACGAUCCCUGGUUCGUAGAUCCGCUGAUUUCCACCCACACUCAGGGUUUCCUUUUAGGUUUUGAGCACGCGACAAACUGUUUUCUUUGGCAUCUUCAGCACUUUAGCUAGCUUGGAACUACACCAAUCCGGAUUUUCCAGGUGCCAGCCAAAGGAAAUAUCUAGAAACUUCUGAAUAUGACCACAAUCUCCAAAAGCACAAACUGUCAGGUACAGCUUCAGGUCAUUAGCGUAAACCAAUUUGUGUCCAACGCCAAGUAGUAAAGCGGUAAAGUUGAGGAACAGCACAAGCAAUAGUGGGUCAAGGUUACUGCCCUGAGAAACGCCUGAUUUAUUCGUGAACGGAGAAGACGUACAAGAGUCAAGCUGCACAUGUAGUACUCUUUCGCAUAGAUAAGAGCUCAACCAUUUUCCGAACAUUCUCGAAGCACCUUUUCAGGACAAUUUCGUUAAGUAUUCCAUGGUCUAUUCGAUCAAAUUCAGGUCGAGUUGGCUUUUUGUGGAAAAUAACCAAAUCAAAAAAUAUUAAUAAUUGUAUUAAUUAAUUAAUAAAAUUAUUAUUAUUGAAUAAUUAAUAUUCAUUAUUCAACUAAUUCUAGUUACCGCUCGGCUUUUCGGCAUGAACAGUUUUUUUAGUUGCGACACCAACCUAUUUUCACUUUUCUUAAAACCUUCCGAUUUUUUGUGCAGAAAUUCUAAUAAAACCGAAAGUCCAUCAUGACAAGAUUUUACUGUAGAGUUUUGAAAGCAAUGGAUUGCUCAUAUCUUCAGGGUUGUGCAAAAGAACCUGCCACAUUUUGUUUUCCGGUUAAACUGGAACCAAACAAGGCACGGAGAAACCGAACACGGCAUCAGAAAGUUGAAGAAUGAAGAUUUAUUUCCAUCUAGUAGUUUUCCAUCAUGGAGCUGUGGAGUAUCGCUCACCUGCGGGUCACGUCUGGAAUGUCCGGAUACCAGAGAAUGUUGAAUGCGUUCGAUCCGCUCUUGUUGAGAGUGCUGCACGUUCUGGCAAGAAACAUACGGCUGCUCUUUAAAUUUCUCGUCGUUAUUUCCUUCGAAUGGUCAAGGAAGAUUUGUCAUUUCACUCAUAUAUAUCACCCAGCAGUUGAAACCGGCGGGUUAUGGAGCUCUUUUGUCGUUCGCGAACAAGAUGCUCGAAAUUCUGGGCAGGGGUGAAACUUCUCUAAGCGACAUGAUGAUGUGCGACGAUGCCCACUUCCACCUGGAUGCAGCGAUAAACAAGUAAAAUUGUCGUUAUUGUGCCAAGACGAAUCCAUUACAGGUUACGGAGAAGCCUUUCCAUUAAUUUGAAAUGUUUUCAAUCUCACGAAUAGUUGUAACAUUCUUCAAAAACGAGUUAAUUAUAAAAACGCGAUGAGCGACACUCCAGUGCUCCAUGAUGGAAAACUACUAGAUGGAAAAAAAACCUCAUUCUUCAACUUUCCGAAUGACCCGAAUUAUGUGGGGAACAAAAUUGUUAAGAAUUCGUUUAUAAAAAAUUUAUUGUAAGUAAUUAUUUGAUGAACAAUGGUGAGCAACCGUUCACCAGAAAAAUGUUUCUGCCACGGAAAGACUAAAAAUGCAUUUUUUUAAUUUAAAGUUUUUCAAGGGUCUAUUUUGUCCUACUUCUGUCGUGCGUUUUGGCGUUGUUUUGAAGAAUGUUGACUCGUUGUUUAAGAUCAUUCUUUCAUUAUGUUCAGAUACCCAUAUGCCUUAUAUUUUUUUCAAUGGAAAAUUUUGAAGGGAUUUGUAAAAUGGGAUUUUCAAUGCAUACAGUGAGUAUUUAUUCGUAUUUAUGAGAAAUAAUGGUGACUGCAUGGAACUUUCGCCUUCUAUUUUCUUAAGUUAAGAUAUAGCAACAUUUCCUAAGGGGGUGUGUCUAUUUCUGUUGAAUUUUAACUUUCUUCUUGAAGGUUCGUUUUUUUUACACAAAAUUACUAUGCGAUAAUCUUUUGCUGGACGGAUACAAGGGCUUAACAUGGUAUGCAUUUACUAUUUUCUUCUGAUCGAGUGCAAGUAUAGAUAUGCAUUAGACUAAACGUGCUACGACUUAUCGAUUUAGAAAUAUAAAUGAACGGCCCUUACGUUUCGAAUAUACCUCGUAUUUGGUUUUUGUUUUCAACAGUUCUCGAACAACUUACCCAUCUCUAAUUCAAACAUUAUCAUAAAUUUACCGAAUCACCGUACCCAGCUUGCACCGCUUCUCCUUCCUUUCAAAUAUCCACUCCGAACAUGGUACACCGUCAAGUAACUUUCAGUUUAUGAAGAACACGGAAAGAGCAGAGUUAUAUAGCAAAAUAUGAAAAAAAAAAAACGUGCCUCGAAAAAACAUUUUUUCAUUAUUUUAUAUUCACUAAUUGUGAUAAGAUGACAAAACAUAGAGUAAGUAAUACGUUUGGCACAACUCGAAUGUUUAACCUAAGCCAGCGGUUCAAGUAGAUAAAGUUGAAUAAGCGUAACGGGUAAAAGUUGAGAAACGUUCCGUGAGGUAUAAUUUUGUACGUUAGUGUUAGACAAAUAUAUAAAUAACUGUUAGAUCUUAGAAAGGAAUCUGAUUUUAUUGUUGCGAGAACAAUAUGAAAGAGCAUAAAAUGUUAACUUUGUAUAGGGACGAAGGGUUCAAAUCUUAACUGUAGUUUAGUCAUGUAACGUAACAUUAACUAAGUAUACAAUGUAAGUAGUAUCACCUCAAAAUAAUAUAUUCUCCUUUCCACUGUAAGAGAAAAACAACAAAAUAACAGAGCAAGUUUCUAAUGUCAAACUAACUUUUCAAGAGAUGUUCGGAUGUGUUUCGGACUACCCUGAAGGUUAUUUCUACAAUAUUUCGUUAGUCUCUUUGUGUAGUGCUGUAAGACCUACAAUGCUCUGAUGAUGAUUUUAUCCCUCUUCUCAAUCAGAUAGUUUACUCAUUCUCCCAAUAAAUUGAAUCGAAUACAUAUCUUCUGUAAACAAUUGCUAUUAAUAUUAAUCAGAGUAAACUGUAACGAUGAAAACGUGAUCAAUUUUCAUUUGGUAUAAUCGGAAAAUUUCUGCACAUAGUCGGAAAUAUUCGCAUUACUUCGAACACUUGGUUACAAUUUUGGAUGUUUGUUCAACUCUAACGCUAAGUUAUCCUAGAACGAGGUAGAUACACAUGUUUUGCUACUAAAUGAACUCUAUACUGUUUGAUACCGUUCGAAUUGUUGUUUACUGCUAGUUAAUAAAACCAUCCAUACAAUACAACUUUCUGAACUUCUCCUUGUUCCAUCAGCUCGUUAAAUAUCUUCUUCUAAACUGUAGCAACACAUUACCACACUAACGCAAAGGGAUGCUAUUUAUAAUUAAAAGUCUCAAACAUAAACCUUAAAGUGUAAACUGUUCCAGUGAACUCGUGAAUUUUGACCCAUGAGAUUUAUACGAUCUAACUAGCGCCAUGAAACGGUAAAAAACUAACUAACAAUUGCAAACAUACGAAGCUUAGCUGAUACUAUUUAUUUUACAACUGUGGAUACAAUAGCUCCUAAAAGCUUGGGAUUGGAAAUGUUCUGAGAUAGUAAAUUAGCGCUAGCAACAAGAAGAAUGCUUACGAUUAUUUUUGAAUCUAGUGAAUGCGCCAAACAGAAUGAUGGUAUAGCUAUGGAAAGAUCAUAUUUAUAUACAUUUUAAAACUUAAACUCUACAACAUGUUGGUGCAAAACGGAUAGACGAAGGCAGAGAAGAAGUGAACCAAGCCGGUAUCCUUCGUAGAGAAAGCAGUAAAGCAAAAUAGGAAUAUUUACGAUGAUGUUGAUGCUAAUCUAUAAGCAAAAUCUAACAUGCAAGAGAUCAAUUUUAGGUAAAGCGAAUGAAUACUAAAUAAAUUAGAACCUAAUCACAGGAAUCAGAAAUGAUGUUCGAAAAGUGGUUAAGAAAACGAAUAAAUUCAAAGUACAAUGACA